Ceutorhynchus assimilis (cabbage seed weevil) is the source of this 3236-nucleotide messenger RNA. NCBI's taxonomy places the organism in Eukaryota, Metazoa, Arthropoda, Insecta, Coleoptera, Curculionidae. The record is from the annotation of a GenBank genome assembly.
GUCACGAAAUGCCCCAUUGUCCCUAGACCAAUUUAAUUAUUGUUGAUUGUAUUGCAGGAACCAUGCUCAUGCUAUCAUUAAAAGUCAGGUAAUAAUACGGUAUUACAAUUUUGACGAAAACACGAUGUUUCAGUCGAACAUAAAUACUGGGUGCAUGGAAAAAACGCAUACUGUUUCCAAGAUGUUUCUGGCAUAUUCAGAUAUGAUCUUAUUGCUCUUUAUUUCUGGAGUUAGUAAUUAAAAAAUCUUAACCUAAUUGACUUCCUAAAGGUUGAAGAUUGACAACAAUAACAACUACAUAACACAACCUGAAUUCCUACUGAUAGAAACUAUAAAUUAAAUGCCCGAGAAAAAUAAUUAUUGCUGCACUUUGCCCCCAACAUCAAAGCAUAUCAAUCUUCUAAUCUCUCAAAAUUCAUUAUUGUUAUGCCGACUCACUAAAAUUUCAGUACAGUAAAGUCAUAGUCCAUCGUCAAAAUAACUGAAAUUAAUAAUAAAUUACAGUCUUUAUUGGUUUAACAACACAAGAUUUCCAAUUUGUGACGUAAUUCAUGGUCAAACUGCGAGAUUGGUUAAUAGCUGGUGUUGGAGAGUUAAAAUAAAUUUUAGUUAGCCAAACUACUUUGACUAUCUAUUAUUGGCACUCGAAGUAGGUCCUCUGAAAAAAUAUAAAACGAGUGUUAAAAAAUAAAGUAUAUAGUGUAACAGUGAUAAUAUUAAAAAAUGACUUCUCCUGAAAAAAACAAUCUUCAUCAUUUGAAAGUAAUUUUGAAAUCACUCUCUAAACAUCAAGCUCUAGUGUUAAAUGAAAAUGUUGAAUCAACCAGUGACUACAGUGUCAAUACUAUUGCAAAAUUGGACUCACCGAUAAUAACAAAUCUUCAACAGCAAUUUUCAAGCAACCAGCAACUUUUACUGAAAAGCAUUUGGACUCCGAAUAGUGUUAAAAUAGUUAACAAUUCAUGUGUUUUCGCCAAAAAUCCCACCACGAAAAUCUUACCGCCAGCCUUUGAUGGCCUAAUGUUUAUAUUUGCUUUGAGUGACAACAAAUUCAGACAAAAACAUUUUGAGCAUUUAGUGCAGUAUUAUUUUGAUUGUUUGAAGGAUGAUUUAGAAAAUAAAAAAAUUGUAAGUAAAUUUUUUUCAGAAACUCAAGUGAGAAUUUUGCUUCCCAUAGUCAAAUUUGAAUUAUUAGCAAUUGAAACUAAUAAUAAGCAAUUAGCGACCAAUAUUGAUUAUUAUUUGAAAUACCCAUUAUUAAAUCAGGAAGAUAUUUAUGUGGUAAUUAAAAACUACUUAGGGACUACCGAUUAUGAUUUGAAUGAUUAUCAACUGAUAGAGUUAAAAGAAACUAAUGGGCACUUGGGAGAAUAUUAUCAUUUAAGAAUCAAAAUAACUCACAAUAGACAACCAAAAGAAAUUGAAUUAUUUGCCAAGUUUUUGAUAAUUAAAGCAGAAAUAUUGCGUAAAGUGUUGGAAAAUGGUCCAGGAAAACGUGAAGACUUUUUCUAUAACACAUUAUAUCCUUUAUAUAUUGAACAUGGACUUCAAGAUAUUCUAGAUUUUGCUCCUAAAUGCUAUUUGAGUCGGAUAAGUUGGCUUAUAGUACUUGAUGAUCUUACUAAAACAGAUUUCAUAAGCUUUAAACCCAAUGUGUUGUUGGAUUUCAAUGGAUUAAGUUGCUUAGUAGAAAAAUUAGCCAAAUUCCAUUCGACUACAUUAAUACUAGAAGAAAUUUUAACCAAAAAAUCUGGCAAAACUUUUAGACUCGAUGAUUUAUAUGAUGAAUAUUUUGAUGACGUUUUGCUAAGUUAUAAUAGCAAUAAUCCAACAUGUGCUUUGUAUGAUAAAAACCUUGAACGUCUCUAUUAUGUGGCUGAAAAAUUCCCAGAAAUUAUCUCUAGCUUGAAAUUAUCAUCUGAAGACUUAAAUAAGGCUUUAAAGGAUAUUUAUUGGAAUUUAUUCUGCCAAUUGAAACCUGAGAAUUGCAAAUUAAGGAGCAUUGUGAAUCACGGAGACACUUACAUAUCAAAUUUUUUAUUCAAAUACGAUAAUAACGAUAAAAAUAUUAUAAAAGAAGCUAUUUUAAUAGAUUUUCAAUUAUUACGCUACAUGCCCCCAGGAUAUGAAUUAUUAUUUGCCCUCAUAUCAAGUUCCUCCAAAACCACAAGAGAUAAAUAUUUACAAAGAUUAAUUGAAGAAUACUACAACAAUAUUUCAAAAUACCUGAAACACUUCAACAUUGACCCAGAAGAAGUUUUUCCUGAAAAGUUAUUCAUGGAAAACAUCAAAAAAGCUUAUCCGGCAGCUCUGACGCAAUCCUUCAACUAUGGCCUCUUUAUUCAUAUUGAUCCAGAUUUUCGAGAAGAAAUCAUGCACGACCAAUAUAAACUGAAGUACUAUUUGGAAGAUCAUAAAAGUGCAAUAAUUGAUAAGUUUUGGAAUGAUGAUCAUUAUAGAAGCGUUUUGAAGGGUUUUAUUGAGGAUUUUGUUGAGCUUAUUAGAAAAGGAUGUUGAAAGAAUUUGAAUUAUUAUUUGCCUUCUUAUAAAUAAAUUAAUUAUAAUUUUUGUGUUUGAUUAUACCAUGACCAUAAGAUUUGAAACAAUAAUAAAUUCUACUUGUUUUUUAUUAGAUAUCAAUAAUUGAAUUUUAUUUAUGUUCGAAUUUGUAGAAUCGAUGAAGUUGGGUUGGGUGGAAGAAUUUUUCCUCAGUUUUACUAAAAGCUAGGUAUUUGAUAAUUGAAAGUUGAAGUUUCACCUAAAAUUAAGGUUUCUCGCUAGUAGAAAACGCAUUCUGGAUAGAUUAGAUUGGCCAAGAAAUGAAGGUUUCAAGAUUGUGGUAAGUCUUCAAUGUAGACAUUCUGUAUGUCCGUUAUUGUUAAAUCAAUAUAAUUUGCAUUUUGAUAGGUUUAACAAACCUAAUCCAAAGUAAAUUAUUUAAUUUUUAUAAAGAAUCAUUGAUUGAUAAUUCUUCAGGAUUGUAUUGUAAUUUAUCGAAAAAUAUUAACUCUAGAUCAAUAAAUUAAUGCUAAUUUUAUUUUAAUACAAUAACAUGUUUUAUAGUAAUUAUUACCUAUUUAUACACAAAUAUUGCACAUAUAGAGCUUGCUUAGGUACAUAUUUAAUAACACCGAUUAGAUAAUAUGUCCUAGAAAUGUGAAAUGCUUUUGUUGAAAAAUCAUCAAAAAGACAACAGCUAGAUAAUUCGGGGUUUUAUUGGAAGAGUCCAGUGAGGC